This is a messenger RNA of Fusarium coffeatum, 1377 nucleotides long. RefSeq lists its product as uncharacterized. Gene Ontology annotation, molecular function: ATP binding; mannokinase activity; glucokinase activity. The transcript is spliced from 4 exons. The record is from RefSeq and is a predicted model, not a curated record. Gene Ontology annotation, biological process: intracellular glucose homeostasis; glycolytic process; glucose 6-phosphate metabolic process. NCBI's taxonomy places the organism in Eukaryota, Fungi, Ascomycota, Sordariomycetes, Hypocreales, Nectriaceae. Gene Ontology annotation, cellular component: mitochondrion; cytosol. Bases 1 to 1377 code for a protein of 458 amino acids.
AUGCUUGCUGAAGAAAUGGCGGACUUCAAGGCUUACCUUGACGAGCUUGAACAAGACUUUACUGUCGACACAACAAAGCUCAAAGAUGUCACGGACCACUUUGUCCAGGAACUGGAAAGAGGACUGAGUGUCACAGGCGGCAGCAUUCCCAUGAACCCAACAUGGGUGAUGAACUAUCCCGAUGGCAAUGAGACGGGAAAGUACCUGGUUCUCGAUAUGGGCGGCACAAACCUACGUGUAUACUCCAUUCAACUCACCAGUGAAAAGUGUGGAUUCGAAAUCCGUCAAGAAUCACACAAACUGCCCGACGAACUCAGGACUGGAAAGGCUGACCAGCUUUGGGAUUUUAUUGCGGGACAUCUUGAGUCGUUCCUCCGCAACGCUGGUUUCGACUUGAGUAUUGAGACAGAUUUGAGCUUUAUCUUUUCGUUCCCUACGACGCAGAGAACGAUAGAUGAGGGAAUCCUGCAGAGAUGGACGAAGGGGUUCAACGUGGCUGAUAGCGAGGGGCAAGAUGCUGCUGCGUCGUUAAGACGAGCUAUUGAUAAGAAGAGUCUGCCACUGAAAGUCAAAGUCGUAACAAACGACACAACGGCGACAAUGAUGGCAUCUGCGUAUCUCAACACCGAAACGGCCAUCGGUUGUGUUUUUGGAACAGGUUGCAACGGUGCUUAUUUCGAGAAGAUCGAUGCUAUUCCCAAGCUUGCGAACGAUAACCUUAAUGGUGAAGAAUUCAUGGCUAUCAACUGUGAAUGGGGCGCUUUUGACAAUGAGCACGCCGUGCUGCCUUUGACGUCGUAUGACAUUGCCAUUGAUGAGGCGUCCCCGAGAAAAGGACAGCAGGCUUUUGAAAAGAUGGUCGCAGGUCUCUACUUGGGCGAGCUGUUCCGUCGUGUUGUUCUGGAGAUUCAUCAGAGAGAUCCGGAGUCUUUCUUGAAUGGGCAAAGUACAGAGAUAUUGCAUGAUCCUUACUGUGUUGACUCUUCUUUCCUGUCUGCUAUCGAAGAGGAUACAUCAGAAGGUCUACGUCAAGCCUACGACAUAUGCGUAUCAAGUCUCGGCAUCUCCCCAACGCAACCCGAGCUCCAAUUCAUGAAAGCAAUCGCCAAACUAAUCACCACCCGUGCUGCUCGUCUAUCAGCCACAGGUGUAGCAGCCAUCUGCCAAAAGCGUGACAUUCAGACCUGCCACGUCGGCGUUGAGGGAUCACUGUUUGAGAAACACCCUCACUUCCAGUUGGAGCUGUCGAAGGCUGUUAGUGAGAUUCUGGCUUCUGAUGCUGCGCCUGAGUCGAGGAAGGACCAUGUUGAGUUUAUGCUUUCGCCCGGUAGUGGCGUUGGUGCUGCUGUUAUUGCGUCGACUUUGAAGCAGAGAUGA